AUGCCCCAGUGUUGUUUCGCCGGUUGCCACAAUCGAACUGAUGACGGUAGGGGCCUCAGUUUCUUUCGCUUCCCUCGAAGAGACUUGGCCCGCACGGCGGCCUGGGUUAUCGCCUGUGGGAGGAAGGACUUCAGCCCUUCUCAACACUCUCGUGUGUGCUCGCGACACUUUUCAGCGAUGGACUUUGAUCGUGACGCCCGGCAUGAUUCCCAAGGUGGGGUUCACAGAAGAUUGCGACUCAAGGAUACCGCAGUACCCACUACCAAUCCAAUCGAUAACCCCUGGCAGAAUACGGAUAAUAUAGUCAGUAGGAAGUCACAGAAGUCGGUUUCCGCAACGUCAAUGAAAACGAACAUGGUGGAAGUAUCUGUCUCGAGUAAGUGA
This is a messenger RNA of Mesocestoides corti, 384 nucleotides long. Lineage: Eukaryota; Metazoa; Platyhelminthes; Cestoda; Cyclophyllidea; Mesocestoididae. The record is from the annotation of a GenBank genome assembly.